UUUACAAAAUGCUGUUCAUCUCUCAAUCGAAAAUCUCUGUUACUAACAGGGGAGAGAAUUGAGUGCCCGCGACUAAAGAUGUUAUAGAAAGAAGAGACAGAGGUGUCAAAAAAAAGCAAGAAGAAAGUUUUGAGAUAAAGUACAGACGUGGAAAAGAGAUCAAUUAUCGAGGAACUUAUUCGAAACCGGUAGCACUCGACUUAACUGAUAUCAGAGGGAGGACCACACCCAGGGAACAGACACCAGCCAAACAGACGUCUGGGAUAACUGCUGUAUAGAUCAUGGACCAGGACCAGUCAGAGAUUAGCAUUUUGGGAGGUUCGCCCAACGGGAAAGGUCAUGACCUAGCAGAUGACAUGUAUGUGCCUAUUAAGACCAUGCCGGAGGAAUUAGACACAAAUGGUGCCCCAAAUGUCAGGUUCGAUGAUCCCGAUGGCAUUGGGGAGUGUGAGGAGUUCUUGCCCCAUGGCGAUGGAAAGAAGCCCUUGCGCUUUACAGAUUUUGAGGGAAAGACGUCAUUUGGCAUGUCUGUAUUCAACCUGGGAAAUGCUAUCAUGGGCAGUGGAAUCCUGGGACUGGCUUAUGCCAUGGCCAACACUGGCAUCCUCCUCUUCCUGUUUCUCCUGACUGCCGUAGCCGCUCUCUCCUCCUACUCCAUUCACCUGCUGCUCAAAUCCUCUGGCAUUGUGGGAAUCAGAGCUUACGAACAGCUGGGCUACCGGGCCUUCGGAACCCCAGGCAAGAUGGCCGCCGGUAUUGCCAUCACACUGCAGAACAUCGGAGCCAUGUCAAGCUACCUGUACAUUGUCAAGUCUGAGUUCCCAUUGGUCAUCCAAGCUUUCUGCAGGGCGGACCCCACUGAUGAUUUAUGGUACCUGAAUGGGAACUACUUGGUAGUGAUUGUCUCAGUAAGCGUCAUCCUUCCUCUGGCCCUGAUGAAACAGCUGGGUUACCUGGGCUACACCAGUGGUUUCUCCCUUAGCUGCAUGGUCUUCUUUCUAAUUGCGGUGAUCUAUAAAAAGUUCCAGAUCCACUGUCCCUUUGAGGAGUACUCUGCAGCCAAUCACACACUGUCAACCCCGGACAGUUACCUGAACAUUACUGACAGCUACGCAACCCAUGAUAACGGCCUGGUGAACGAGGGGCUGGAUGACUCCCACUGUGAAACGCGCAUGUUCACCAUAAACUCGCAGACUGCGUACACCAUCCCCAUCCUGGCCUUUGCCUUUGUCUGUCAUCCAGAGGUUCUGCCCAUCUACACUGAGCUCCGCAACCCCACACAGAAGAGAAUGCAGCAUGUGUCCAACCUAUCCAUCCUUGUGAUGUACACCAUGUACUUCCUGGCUGCUCUCUUUGGCUAUUUGACCUUUUAUGGAAAGACUGAAUCAGAGUUGCUGCACACUUACAGCAAAAUCGACCCGUAUGACACGUUGAUCCUGUGCGUGCGAUUGGCUGUCCUCACCGCCGUCACCCUGACUGUGCCAAUCGUGCUCUUCCCAGUGCGGAGGGCCUUGAAUCAGAUGUUCUUCUCCAGUAAGUCGUUUAACUGGAUUCGUCACGUGGCCAUCGCCCUCGCCCUGCUCUCCUUCAUCAACAUGCUUGUCAUCUUCGCCCCCAACAUCCUGGGAAUCUUCGGCAUCAUCGGUGCCACGUCCGCCCCUUGUCUCAUCUUCAUCUUCCCUGCCGUCUUCUACAUCCGCAUCGUGCCCAAAGAACAGGAACCCAUGCGCUCCAGCCCUAAGAUACUGGCCGCCUGUUUCGCUGGUCUGGGGGUGGUCUUCAUGAUUAUGAGUUUGAGCUUCAUCAUCAUCGAUUGGACAAUGGGGAGCAGCAACUCCGGCGGUGGACACUAGAGGUCGCCCUCUGCCCUGUGGUCGGCAGGGGCUUCGAGGGAAUGCCUGGGAGAGGGUGUUUAGAUCUUGUCUGUGUGAUGCACUAUCCCCUCUAAGGGCCAAAGCCUAAUGGUCAGAGAGGAUAGGGGAUGUUGGUGGUGGGGUGGGGGGGGGGGCUGAAGGGGAAAUACUCUGAAAGAGAAGUUUACUACUUAUCGAGGCAAAAGCCCUUCAUUGUCACAGUGAGAAGCCCAGCACAGAGGAGGGUUUUUAAUAUAUAUCAUCAGGACUCAACAGGGACAUUUUUAAAGCGUCCUAAUAACAACAACAAAUGAUUAUAAUUAUUCAUAUUAUUCAUUCUUUUAUUAUUUAUGAGUGGGAUAGUGCAUCCAGUGAAUCCAUGAUGGAAAAUACUAUAGAAUCCUUUUUUCCUUCCUCCCACCCUGCCUCCAUCCUCCCAUCCUGCCUCCAUCCUCCCAUCCUGCCUCCAUCCUUCCAUCCUUAUUUAUCUCUUUUCAUCCGCCUGGUUCUGACCCCCCCUUUCAUGUGAACUGCGGCUAGUACUGUACAGAGUAAGACUGCACAGAUGGCGACACUUGAAUCUGUAAAAGAAGGAAAGCGCCCGACUCAAAGUGAUAGGGAAUAGUCAUAUAUAUUUCACGAGGGUAUUUUUGUACGAGAUUAUCUGUUAUGUUGUCUGUAGAAGAAAUGGCUACUACAUCUAUCGAUUAGGUGAGAGCUGUUCGCGUCUGAGGCUGUCUAGUUUUCUGGUCACGUGUUGUGUUCCAGCGGUACUCAAUGUAGCCGUCAAUGUGGUUGACAUAUUCGAAUGGACGAGCGCGUGCGCACGCACACACACACACACACGUACACACACACACAAAUUACUGCAUAUGGUCCCAUGCUUUCUGGCAAGAAGGAAGACAUUACCUUGUGUCGUUUUAUGUGCCAAAGCCAGUGGUGUUUAUGGUUGAUGUAUUAUGGUAAUGAACUCUUUCCGUGUCCCUGCUGCAUACAGUGAGAUAAAGGAGGAGUUGCUCAACCAACCACGCACAGGGCCUACACAGGAAACGGUCAUGUAUAUUUAUUUAACUAGCUUUAUCCAUGCUUUUUUUUAUUUCACAAGGUAAGCUAAUGGGCGUCAGAACAGAGUAUUUAACUGUGUGAUCAGAUGUCUUGAUUGACUUUGUAGGCGGUCUCUUAUAUUGUAUGAUUAUGCAUAUAGGAGGCAGUAGGUAGCAGUUCAAAGCUUGAAAGUGAGGUUGUGUGUGAUAAGCUGAUUAUGAAAAGCACGUACAGCUUUAUACAUUCUUGUUAGUUAGUUGAACAGCCAACGUCCUAGAUAAAGUAUAGACUGACUUUGUAAUGAAUUAAGCAUUAUUGAUGGUAUAUUAAUUAGAUGAGUCUUUUUAACACUACUAGCAACUAUCUGACCAAUAUUUCUUCAAUGAAGUUGUAAACCCUUCAGUCUAAAUUCAGUACAAUGCAAGAAUACCUUUUAAAUAUCUACAGGGGUGUAGCUAAUUGGUUUUGGCAUAAUAAAAAUGGAGGGAUUUUUUUUUUAUGGGGUUAUGCCCUAAGGUCCGCCAUUGUCAGUGAACUAGUUAUGUUAUAUUUCAUAUCUUUUUCCCACUUGUUUUGUGAUUGAUCUCAUGGUGAACGUUUUAAGUAAAGAACAGCAGGUGUCUGUCACCUGUCCAGUCUUGCUUGAUGAAUUUAGCACGACAGUCAUGUUGACAUAGUCCAUGCUAAAUAUGUUAAUGUGUGGGCUGUAUUUCCAAAACACACGCGGCUAACUCGUAAUGUGUCUCUUACACCGAGGUCCUAUCAAUCUAAAACUGAAAUACCAUUGUAAAAAGAUUGUUAUAACAAUGAUAAAUGUUAGAAAUCCUCUAAUAUAACUGUUUAAGACCUGUUAUAACUGAACCAGUGACUGUACCUAACCUGUUCAAAUGAUUCAACCAAUGUAAAGGUUAUACUCACAAAGUGGUGUUAACUUGUUUUGUGGUGGUCAUUUUUUGCUAAUCUCAAGUCUAUUUUAAGACAAUAUUGUUAUUUUUUAUUUUAUUGUUAUACACUGCAGCCAAUAUCGCUUUAUCUUUUGUGUUCAUUCAUUGAGUUAAUUUCUAAUUGAGAGAAUGUUGUUAAGCUGUCUGUUUAUUUUACUCAUCAAAGGCUACAGCGUUAGCACAUGCCUCUGCCUCAGCCCAGUGUUUAUUUCUGAGGGAGUGGCUGUGGUAUAAAGACAUCUGGUCAAGAUAAGCAAUUAGACAAGGCAAGGCAAUAGACCUGGUAUGGACUACAACAGUGUGUAUCUGGGAUUUUUUCUUCAUGGUACCCAAAUUAUAUCUAUCUGCUGUUGGGUUGAAGGAAAAUAACCAAAACCCCCAGACACGUAUUGUUACUUGCUGAUAUUGACUGGUAUUAUUCAAGAUUUAUUAGGCUCUUCUGUCUGGGAUGGUGCAUAUAUAUAUUAUAUAUUAUAAUAUAUAUAUUAUAUAUAUAGCUACUAUGUAAUGUAAAGUGCAACAUCUCAGAGAGGUUCAACUUUCUUACACUUUAGAAAUUUGCCACCCACAUUUUUACAUUAGGGCAGCAUAGUGUACUUGGCCUCUUUCUCUUUUACCCAAACCAAAUGAUGUCAGACAGUUAACAUGUCGUUACAGCUGUUGUUUGACCAUAAGGAAAUAAAAGGACUAUGAGUGGAUAACAAAUUAUAAAUGAAUGCUGAGUUUAUAAGGUGGCUUAUAUAAAUAAUGUAUAUAAAUGUAAACCCUUUAUAUUCAUGAUGCACAUUUAGCUUGUAUAGUGUAAAUAGCACAGACAGUUUUAGUCUGACAAUUAAAAACACAUUUAGACAUUUUUA
Esox lucius (northern pike) is the source of this 4698-nucleotide messenger RNA. It is a transcript of the gene slc38a3b, whose product is annotated as solute carrier family 38 member 3b. The transcript is spliced from 17 exons. Gene Ontology annotation, molecular function: L-histidine transmembrane transporter activity; L-asparagine transmembrane transporter activity; L-glutamine transmembrane transporter activity. Bases 282 to 1853 code for a protein of 523 amino acids. NCBI's taxonomy places the organism in Eukaryota, Metazoa, Chordata, Actinopteri, Esociformes, Esocidae. The record is from RefSeq and is a predicted model, not a curated record. Gene Ontology annotation, biological process: L-glutamine transport; asparagine transport; amino acid transmembrane transport.